ACGGCCAUCCGGAUAUCCGAAUCAAACAUCCGGAUGUUCGGAACGUUGUUAUAUUCUUAGUUGGCUGAUAUGACGUAACCAUUUUUUCGCGACCUUUUACAAAGUGUAGUAUUUUGUUUCACUUCCUUUUUAAUUGAAUGUUACAUUUAAAAAAAAAUCUGUAUUGAUUUUUUUUUCUAUGUAGAAAUUAUGACUGUUAUCGAUAAAUUAAGUGCGUAUGAUACUUACGAUUUCAAAUGAAAUGAAAAUGAAAUUCAUCGCUGAUUGUCUCAAUUCCUCAAUUAGUGCUAUAAUACACAAUAACACUUGCUCACAUUUGUGAAAAGAAAAAUAACACCCGUAAAAAAAUUAAAAGUUUCCAUUGUUCAAUAACACGCAUACAAUGUACACACGAUGACCUUUGACAGGUGUGUAGCCGGCUUUUCAAAAAGAAUCUGCCAAUCUUUGAUGUUUACCAACAUGUAGCCCUGGUUUUUUAAUUCGAAUCAUCAAAGAAGUUGCCGAAACUUACAUGAAUUACACACAUUUUAAGUGUUCAUAAGUGAAAAAACUGUGAAAAACAUUGUUGUUUUUUUAAAUGCACAUGUUUGAUUAAUACUAAAGGAGAAAGUUAUUUUGUCGGAUAAUAAUCGUAUCAAUUUCAAUAAAAGCUGUGAUAAUUAAAAUAUUAUUAUUCGUAAGUGCAUUUCUUGAUUUGCUUAUUUUAUUUCUGCAGAUUUUUCAUUUUCUCAAAAUAAGGAGUCGACGGGUUGGUAAGCUGAAAUAUAUGUAAAAAAGCCCAAUUAAAUAUUUAAAUUUGGACAUCAAAAAAUGUAACAUCGUUGCCGAUGACAAUCGCACGGGACUUAGAAUAUUCAUCUUGAAUCCUACAAAACUUAAAUUUGUUUGGUGUUUAAUAUAGAUUAACAACAAGUGUCAUACCCGACUCGUAAUUAUUAUAGUAAUUAUUGAUUUUUUGUGGUCUGCAGAGAUUAUAAUGUGCAUUGUCGAACUAAGGUACAAUAUACAAAAUGGUGUCAACACCAUGUAUACGUCGAUUAUCUCAACGCAUGUAUUUAUCACAUUUUCUCAAUAAUCUGAAAUAUUUUAUACGAAUAUUCGGAUCCGAAAAUCGGCUCCGGACACCGAAACAUGAUCCGAACGUUCAGAUAUCCGGACUCCGAAUGACAUCCCUAAUUUUUAUGCUCCCCGAAAAAUUUCGGGAGAGCAUAUAGUUGCCAGGUUGUCCAUCCAUCCAUCAUUCCUUCCUUCCGUACGUAUGUCCCAAAUUCAUGUUCCGCCCAUAACUUUGUUAUUUAAAGUCAAAUUUUACAAUUAUUCAGGGUUCCCACGCUACCGGGAAAACGGGAAAAGUCUGUGAGUUUCAAAAUCGCGACUCCCGGUCGUGAAAACGCCGGGAAUUUGCUCCGUCCGGUAAAAGGGAAUAGUCCGGGAUUUAGUCUGUACCGCUAAGGGAAGUAAUCGAUAUUGAACAAUAGGGCUGCCGCUGAAGCAACGUCCAUUUCCUGGUUUGGAUUAUUGAUGUUUUCUUCCCCCGAGGAUGGUUUUAACAAGCUAUCUUGCCAACAAGAGAACUUACGCCAAGUUUCACCAAAAAACUCUCUGUCCUUUCUGGAAGACCAGGUACGAUUAUUAGAAUGGAGGGAAAAACUUUUACAUCUAGAUAUGGCAGUGACAGCACCCAGCCUGGUACUGGAAACUUACUAAGGGUGUAUGUUGGACCUCGAGAGUGUGACUUGAAGUACAAUGAUAAUUUCUAUGGCUUUGAGCUAAGAUAUUGGUCUUCCUUAUAUGGAUACCUGAAAUGUAAAACUAAAGGUUCAUCUGUCGGAUUUCACAACGUAACUUACAUUGUUUCAAGCCCUUAUGGAAGAUCAAUGGUUGUUGCUGAUUUGUAUCAUGUAUCUUAUACUGAUGAAAUUUAUAUGUUUCAAACAUAUACAGCCAUUACAAGUAUAAGUCAUUCAGUUGGCAGUAAGGCUGGAGGUCUGACACUUACUAUUUACGGAAAUCAUUUUGAUGAGAGAGCACCUUAUUCCAAAUUGAGGGCUUAUGUAGGAGACACUGUUUGUGACGUCAAAAAUGUCACUGACGAAUAUGUAGAAUGUAUCGUGGCUGCAGACCCACAGUAUACAGCAUCUAAAUUUGAGGGAAACAGGGGUGUUCAUUUCGAGUACUGGACAUGGACAACAAAAGGAGAAAAUGACCUGGACAAUAUUUUGUCCCUCAAUAGCUCCAAUCACCGCUACAAAUUCAAAAACGAUCGAUGAAACGUAUUUCGACAGUGAAAAUUGGGGCGAUAUAACUGCUGCACACGCAAGCAGAAUGACAACAUACUUUCGACCACCUCACCGUGGAGAAUACCAAUUCCAACUUUAUGCAAAUAGUGGAGCUAGGCUAUAUGUUG
Molecule: messenger RNA, 2407 nt
Organism: Ruditapes philippinarum (Manila clam)
Lineage: Eukaryota; Metazoa; Mollusca; Bivalvia; Venerida; Veneridae
Product: fibrocystin-L-like
Exons: 9
Coding region: 1638-2270 (210 amino acids)
Source: RefSeq, a predicted model, not a curated record